Messenger RNA from Rhopilema esculentum, 2069 nucleotides. RefSeq lists its product as uncharacterized. NCBI's taxonomy places the organism in Eukaryota, Metazoa, Cnidaria, Scyphozoa, Rhizostomeae, Rhizostomatidae. The record is from RefSeq and is a predicted model, not a curated record.
UUGACCCCCCGCCCCCCCCCCUUCGUCAGAGGCCCUGGUGUUAAAAGAAUAAUUAUUGGCUCCUAUAAGUGCAAAAGAUGUACGUUAUGCUCAGGUACAAGAAGCUUGUGUUUCAGACCAGUGGCGUAGCGAGGGUUGAAUGAAAGAUUGGAGGGGCAAAGAGGAGUCUGACAACACAGGGUCCGGGGCUUUACCCCUGGGAAAAUUUUUGCUGACCACACCCUAGAGAAUUAAGGAAAAUGCAAGGCAAUGUGGUUGGCUAACCAAACACAAUAACCGUCAUAUGUAGCUUUUUGUUGCAGACCCCUUUCAACAACUGUUAAUUGCAGUGGGAGCAUUCUCUCAGAAACCAACUAACUCUAAAGCCCAAUCUCCAGUGAGAAAAAAAUCGGCGAAAUGCGAAAAAGUUGGCGCGAAAUACGUUAUGGGCAUGCGCAGUGAACUAUUGCUGGGAUUUCUCGCGAAGAAUUUUUCUGCGAAAAAAAGUUAAAAUGAGUUUAACUUUUUUCGCUUUUCGCUUGCGAAAUCCUUCAGCAGCCAAGCAAGCCGCUUGCAAAAUCCAACGCUUCCAAACUUAGCAUUCCAAUGUCGUGAGGUCAACAAAAGCAUUCAAAGGUAUUUGUUCGCGUGAAGUAUUUCGCAGCGAAAUUUGGCAAUACUUUUUCUCACUGGAGAUUGGGCUUAAUGGCUCUACUGUAUUUUCUUUAUGAUUAUGUACCUCCCCCUUCAAAUAUGAAUAUCGUUGCCACAACACUGAGCCAUUAAAAAGCACAAAAGCGUAUACUGCGUAAAAGAUGCACCACUUGUAUGGCUUGUUUUUCCAGAUACCUGUUUCCGCAGCAUAAUGUUCUAAAAUAAAUCACCGGACAUGUAAUUUCAAGAACUCCGACGCUUACAAAACUGGAUAAUAGAAGGGGCAAUACUUUGUAAAUAAAUGGUAAACCAAUACUUAAAUCAAAGAAAUUAACUCUUUGAAUUGCUUAAAACACAUUUCUAUACCUACAUAAUUUGGUAAGCUGACCUACGACCAGUUACAAUAUAUUCUGUCAAAUUGUGUAGACUAGCACGUAGUGUGUUAACAUAUUAACCUAUAAAAGGCCGUGUCUACCUGCCAGCCAUUGCAGUUUCAGCAUUAAUAGACCAAGGUAAGAUAUAAAGAAAGAAAGGCAUCAUGGAUAAGCUUGUCAAACUGAUGCUAGCUACAGCAAUCGUUAUUGGAACUUGUCAUUGCAAGCGUCAUCCACCUUCAACAAGUGGAGGCCAUAAGGGGCCAUCUUCACUGGGUGACAGAUGUGUGGAUGGGAUGAGAGCAGUUAAAAGGUACGUCGAGCUGAGUAGAAGUGCACUUAUACACAAAAUCAUGGUUGCAAAGCAUCUUCAAUGCAAAGCCCAAGGAUGGAGAAAAGUGGACAUUUCGAUGGUGUCUCACACUUACAAAGAUGGCGUUACUCUGGGCAUGUACACUGAUCCAAAUGGAAGUUUGUAUGUCAAUGCAAAGGUAACCAACUAUGGGUGUGGUAAGGGCAAGCCUUCAUACUCUGUGAUUCACAUAAAAGGCCAUUGGCAACAGAUAAUGUACACUCAAGUGUUUAAAGGUGCUGCUUCAUGCUGGCAGAUUUUUGGCCACAAGGUGCCAGACAAAGUUUCGAGUCAUAAAGCUGGAUUAGAACCAUUCAAUCCAACUAUGGGUGACAUCAUUUUCGGUCAGAAGAAAAUGGGCUCGUCAAAAAAUAACUACUUUGGGGGAGCAACUGGACGUUGUAAUAAUGACGCUGAUAAUUUCUGGCAUUUGAAGAACGGAAAGGGAGAGCGCCAGGCAACGGUGAUACUGCGAAGAGAAGAAGGUGACGACGAUGCUGGCAUUUACACAUACACCUCAUGUGGGAAGCCAGAUUACAUCAUAAAGGACAUUUACGUUUUAAAAUGAACUUCAUGAAAGAAAUCCUUAUUAUUGCACCAGAAAUUCUGACUGAUAUUGCUGUACUUUGCUUAUAUAACAUUUUCAAAAUACAAGAAUAUCUUUUUAAGUAAAUUAUAAUGCUUUAAACAUGAUAGCUUUGCAAUAGAAA